AUGGCCCCAUCUAUUGCCCAAACUCCCACAGCGGAAGUCGUUGUUCCUGUGAAGGCUGUGCCUGAAACAACUGCGACUAAACCCAAAGUGAGGAGGAUUAUUGACGAGGAAGGUGGAAAGACUACUGCUAGUUAUCCACACUACCUACCUAUCUACGACCAUGGCGAGAAAUACCCACCUCUGGAACCCUUUGCCCACGUCGACCACGGGAAAGAUGCCGAUCCCUCCUUCAAAGACCUUCUUACUGAAGGUUCCAAGAUCCAAAAUUUGACUCCAAGUAUCGGCUCUGAGGUUACAGGCAUUCAGCUAAGCAAGCUCACGCCUGCCGGAAAGGACCAGCUGGCACUUCUUGUUGCACAACGUAAGGUUGUUGCCUUCAGGGACCAAGACCUUGCCGAUCUUCCAAUUCAGGAUGCUUUGGACUUUGGAGGGUACUUUGGCCGCCACCAUAUCCAUCCAACUAGCGGAGCUCCGGAGGGAUAUCCUGAGAUCCAUCUUGUUCACCGGAGCAAGAAUGCAUGGGAGUAUGAUGAAUUCCUCGCUACCAGGAACAGCAGUGUUUCAUGGCAUUCGGAUGUUACGUAUGAGCAGCAGCCACCUGGUACUACGUUCUUGUACGUCCUUGACAGCCCGGAAGUGGGCGGUGACACUGCCUUCGUCGACCAAGUCGAGGCCUAUAACCGGCUUUCACCGGCGCUCAAGGAGCGUUUGCAUGGGUUGAAGGCUGUGCACUCCGGUGUUGAGCAGGUUGAGUUCAGUCUGAAGAAUGGGGGAGUUGUUCGAAGGGAGCCGAUAAAGACCGAGCAUCCUCUUGUUCGAACACACCCGGUGACUGGCGAGAAAGCGCUUUUCGUUAAUGGCGGCUUCACUCGCAGUAUUGUCGGUCUCAAGAAGGAGGAAAGUGAUGCCCUUCUUGGUUUCCUGCUCGCCCAUGUGGGUCGCGGCAUUGACUUCCAAACCCGUAUUCGAUGGGCCCCGAAGACCGUUGUUGUCUGGGAUAACCGCGUCACAGCUCAUUCAGUGAUCAUUGAUUGGACGACUGGCGAACGUCGCCAUUUGGCGCGCAUUACCCCACAGGCUGAGCGUCCCUAUGAGACGCCUUAUGUUCCUGAGAGUGAAACUAAGCCUUAA
Penicillium coprophilum is the source of this 1131-nucleotide messenger RNA. Its product is annotated as TauD/TfdA dioxygenase family protein. The coding region runs from base 1 to 1131 and encodes 376 amino acids. Lineage: Eukaryota; Fungi; Ascomycota; Eurotiomycetes; Eurotiales; Aspergillaceae. The record is from RefSeq and is a predicted model, not a curated record. Gene Ontology annotation, cellular component: cytoplasm. The transcript has 4 exons. Gene Ontology annotation, molecular function: 2-oxoglutarate-dependent dioxygenase activity.